UACCUUACGUUUUGUGUCAGGAAUAAUAAGGAUUGAAGCAUUUCUCUGUCAUGGUAUCAUCGCUGAAACCUCACCCUUCUUCCGCUUAACGUUCUCUUCUUCUUCCUUAAUACUUGACCAUGGCUUCCUCCAGCCAGAACCCUACACAGACACCGGAUCACUUGGUGAAUCCGGAAAAUCCGCUUUACCUGCGUCCUGGAGAGAAUCCAGCAUUAGUACUUGUUUCUCCUCUUCUCACGGAGAGCAAUUUUCACCAAUGGGAGAGAGACAUGGUAGUCUCCCUUGAAACCAAAAACAAGGAGAAGUUCAUUGAUGGUACUCUUUCUUGUCCACCUAUUACAGAUCCACUACACGAGGCUUGGCGUAGAUCCAAUCGGAUGGUGAUGUCAUGGCUCACUCGUUCCAUGACUCCUUCGAUCAAACAGUCGGUGAUGUGGAUGGAUACGGCAUUGGAGAUUUGGAGGGAUCUCAAGGAUCGCUUCUCUCAUGCUGACAAAUUCCGGAUUUGUGAUCUUCAGGAUCAGAUUCUUGCUUGUCGUCAAGGUGACUUCAGUGUUUCUGAAUACUAUACGAAAUUGAAAAUCCUGUGGAAAGAAUUGGAGCUCUAUCGGUGUGUUCUGACUUGCACCUGUUUGACACCUUGCAAAUGUGGUCUUCUCUCUAAACUUCACAAAGAAAGAGAGGAUGAUUAUGUGAUUAGAUUUCUUCGCGGACUUAAUGAGAGCUAUGCACAAGUUCGUUCUCAGAUCAUGAUGCUGGAUCCCAUGCCUUCGAUUGUCAAGACUUUUUCUAUGGUUCUUCAGCAUGAACGUGAAUUCAUUGGCCUCAUUCCGAAACAUUCUGUUCCAGAUUCUUUGGCUUUUGCUGCUAUGUCUACUAAUCAACCCAGAUUCAACUCCUCCGACAGGACCAAUUCUAAUGCAAGCAAGAACAAUUCCAAGAACAACAAAUUCUGUGAGAAAUGCAAAAAAACCAAUCACACCAUUGAGACUUGCUACUUUCGUAUUGGUUUUCCUGCUGGUUACAGAAAGAAUAAAACCAACAACAAAGCUUCUGCUAGUUUGGUUGAAGUGGAUUCAAAUGCCUCUCUUCCACACCUCGAUUUGGAUGGCAGUCCUACCAAUGACCAGUUCACUUUCUCUAAAGAUCAGUAUCACGCACUCUUGGCUUUGCUCCAACACACUAAGGCUCAUUCAUCCUUAGUAAAUCAUUCUUCUGUCCACAACUCAGAAAUCUCAUUUCAAGAUGAUUGGAGCAGCUAGGAAGAUUGAUGGCUUGUACUGUCUUGAAGAAUCAAAUGAUUUGAAUUGCACUAAAGUUUUACAACAUUCUGUUAUAAAUAAAUCAAAUAUUUCUGUUGUAAAUGCAGUAAAUACCGGUGCAUUAUGGCAUCAUAGACUCGGCCAUACUUCGAAUUCCAUUUUGCAGUUGUUAUCUUCUCAAUAUAAUGAUAUUAUAUAUAAAAACUGUACA
Cajanus cajan (pigeon pea) is the source of this 1473-nucleotide messenger RNA. The record is from RefSeq and is a predicted model, not a curated record. Lineage: Eukaryota; Viridiplantae; Streptophyta; Magnoliopsida; Fabales; Fabaceae.